GCUGUCAUUGGCUACCAGGAAGCACAGUAGAUUUUACUAAUCGCUGUCAUAACGUAGUGUGUUACCUGUCUGCUCGUCUUUUUAUUUGUUUUUGUUUGUAGCCUAGUUCAUUUCGCCCACGAGCCAUGGCUAUAGGUUACUCAGCUGUAACGUUGACGUAGGUUAACCAUCUUCGCUAGGAGAGUUAGCUAAGAAUAAAGACGCUGAGAUGUGCGCCGCACUUUAUGUUCUGUCCACGGUGACGGGGUAUGUGUUGACCUCCGCAUUACUACUGAAAUGUCCAGCUCUCUUACACCGGCGAAAGCAGGGGGCAUUCCGGAGCAGGCACAUAUCCCAUCGCGGGGGAGCUGGUGAAAACUUGGAGAAUACAAUGGCAGCAUUCAGACAUGCGGUACAGCUGGGCACAGACAUGUUGGAGCUGGACUGUCAUCUGACAAAGGACGAGGAAGUGGUGGUCUUGCACGACAGCAACCUGAUGAGGUCAACAGGUGUGAGCGUUGACGUCUCCGAUGUGGCCUAUGUGGAUAUCCCUCCUUACCUCUGCAGACUUGGUGUUACCUUCCAGAAAGAGUGUUACUGUGAGGGAGGUGACGACAAGCGUAUCCCUUUGCUGAGGGAGGUCUUCGAGAACUUUCCCACCACACCUGUCAACAUCGACAUCAAAGUCAACAAUGACACACUCAUCAAGAAGGUCUCAGAACUGGUGGUCAAAUACGAUCGGGAACAUCUGACUGUGUGGGGGAACUCCAACAACACAAUUGUGAAGAAAUGUUUCAAGGAGAAUCCACAGAUCCCAGUGCUGUUCAGCAUGCCCAGAGUGCUCCUCCUGGUGGGGCUCUUCUACACCGGCCUACUGCCCUUCUUCCCGCUCAAGGAGCAGUUCCUGGAAAUCCCCAUGCCUUCCAUCAUCACCAAGUUAAAGGACCCCUCUAGAAUGGCUAGGAGCCAGCGUGUGUUGACUUGGCUUGCUGACACGCUUCUGAUGAGAAAAGCACUGUUUGAUCAUUUAACUGCCAGAGGAAUACAAGUGUAUAUUUGGGUACUGAAUGAUGAGGAGGAUUUCCAGCGUGCCUUUGACCUUGGCGCCACUGGAAUCAUGACGGACUAUCCAACCAAGCUAAAAGAAUUCAUGGAGGAGAACAGGAUGAGUUUAUCAAGUGGAGAGUGAGCAGUGUGUUUAGACAUCCUUGUGUCCAUUGAAUGAGACGCAUUUGGUGGGUCAAGAAUGAUUGAUGGUGGAGAAAGUUUCACUGAGGGAGUAUUUGUGUUUGUCUGUCUGUCUGUGUCUCUCUCUCUCUCUCUCUCUCUCUCUCUGUCUUUUUUUUGGAAUUACACCUUUAUCUAUCAAUUUUUCAUGUUUACCUCAUGUCUUACCAGUGCAGUACUGUAGGUAUAGUAGACGACUAAUUGUCAACCAUUCAAAGGGCCCAUUGUUGUGGAAACCAUGUGUCUGUGUGUGGAAAAUGUAAUGACACUAAGAAACAGGAAUAGACCAAACAUUCCAGUGUUUCAUUUAUAACACUAAUUUAGCCAAGAACCUCUGUCAUUAAAACAACACAAAUUAGCAAGAAUGGUUUUAGGAUGGCAACAGAUUUUCCCUUGUAGUAUUUACACAUCAUAAAAUGUAUUGAGAUCUGUGUAUUUUCAGCUGUGGCAAAGGCAGCUUAUUUCAGGCCUUAUUUUGAGGUCAUAAACUCUGCCAAAACUACAUUUAUUUUCCUUAUUGUUCUUUAAAACUUAGAUUUGAUAUAAAACUGCAAAUAUCACUGUCUUAAUGAAAGUAGAAAAAAUUAAUGAAUGUCCACUUAAAAGAUGUCUUCUUGUGUGAAGGGAAUCAGUUUGUUUCAAUGAUGUAAUGAUAUUGCUUUAGCUAGUUUGCAGACUCUAUCUGUGAGAUGCCAGUGCUGUUUACAGCAUAAGGCAUCUAAACUUUAGGUCUCUUGAGCAACAUUUAAGUAUUUCAAUCACCUGCCACCUUAAAGCUACAAUCCACACAGCAGCACCGUCUAGAGCCUUUUAAUUUUAUUUGUACAAUGAACAACAUAUCAGAGGAGUAAUUAGUAAACCAGAACUGAUCAUGGUUCCUGCCGCAGGGCAUUAAACCUUAAUCAUGCUGUGGCUUUCAGUGUACUGCACCACUGCCACCACUGACACCCCCCCCCUUUCUUUCCCCUGGAGGACUGUGGUGGUGGAUGUCCCAUCUUGGGGCAUCUUGUUAGUUGUGGCUGAAUGUAUUGUUAUGGAACAGUAAAGUAGGGUUCAGACCAAAGAUUCCCGACGAGACGAGACGAGCCGCGACGUUCUAAAAUCUUGCGACUGCGACUCAACAUGUUUAAUGCUCUGCAACGUCUACGUGUCUACGUGCAACUUCUAAUUCACACCGCUGCAACUCAGUCUCGUCGCGUCGGGAAUCUUAGGUGUGAAUUUGGCUUAAGACUGUUCUUGUUAAAUGUGUUCUGAAUGUGGCAAUUCCAUUUCAGGAAAAAAAAGGAAUUAUUUACCACUGGGCUGUUUUUAUUAAGAUUUGCACAAGGUUGUAAGGUGUCGUUUGGAUGAUUAAGUAUGUAUAUUUGACAUCAGCACAACGUCUUUUAGUUUUCAUUAUUUUUUCAUUGUUAAUGGAUACUAUUAUACAUGUUAUCAUACACUGGUGAGUUGGACAAGUUCUUUUAAACAAGGUUUUGUUGAUUAUGUACUAUUUAUGCAUGGAUUUCUUUGCAACAAAGGGCUGUUAAAAAGCACAUAGAAAUGAUAGUAGGCCAUCAAUAUGAAGAGAUUUCUCCCCUGUUUAAGUUUUUCCGUAACAUAAGUCAUUGUAACUCUUAUGGUUUAGUCAUUUGAGACUUCACAGGUUUGUCUGUCUGUGUUAUCAGUGUUAAAAAAGAGAAAAACUCCCACACAGAUAGAUGUUGAGUGGCUUUUCAAUCACAAUGAGAAUGUGUGGGAAAAAUGCAAUAUUAUAAACUGCUAAAACACAGAUGUAGUUUUCCAUGUCAGUCUGGAUGUUUUGUAACAUGGGCAUUGUGUUUCACUCCUGUCUUCUUCAAAUAAUGUACCUUGUUGCUGUUAGUUGUCUGAAUUUUACGAAUAGUGAUUCGUUUUCUGUGUAUUUCUGUUUAAUAAAUUAUUUUUGAGAUCACA
Molecule: messenger RNA, 3141 nt
Organism: Sardina pilchardus (European sardine)
Lineage: Eukaryota; Metazoa; Chordata; Actinopteri; Clupeiformes; Clupeidae
Gene: gdpd1
Product: glycerophosphodiester phosphodiesterase domain containing 1
Exons: 11
Coding region: 209-1168 (319 amino acids)
Biological process (GO): N-acylethanolamine metabolic process; glycerophospholipid catabolic process
Cellular component (GO): endoplasmic reticulum membrane
Molecular function (GO): phosphoric diester hydrolase activity; phosphatidylcholine lysophospholipase A1 activity
Source: RefSeq, a predicted model, not a curated record